UUGUCUUGUGAGGAAGGCUUUGUCAAACCUUUUUUUUUUUGAGGCUCGAGGUUUUUAAUUAGGCGGGUCCGGAGUUGGACAGGUCUCGAAUGAUCUUCGCACAAUGAUUGUACGCAUUCGUUUGAUCGCCAAUUUGAAGGAAAUAGGCGGGUUCCGUCGUUUGAACGCCAACCGGGGCCGGGGCGAAUAGGAUUUGGAGAAAAGGGAAGUAGGGGAUAUUCCGUCGCGGAGCGUGCACGUUGGCGUCGAAGACAAUGGAGAUAGGGAUGUGGAGCACGUGGGACGAGCUCUUGCUCGGAGGCGCCGUGCUCCGGCAUGGGACUGGAGAUUGGGACCGGGUCGCGAUGGAGCUUCGAGCCCGGAUCGCUUGGCCGUGUGAAAUCACCCCUAAGGUUUGCAAAGCCAAGUAUGAGGACCUGCAACGGCGAUUCUCAGGGCGCACAGCUUGGUUCGAAGAAUUACGAGAACAGCGAAUGGCGGAGUUGAGGCGAGCCUUAGAGCAAUCCGAAAGCUCUAUUGGGACUCUGGAAUCGAAGCUCGAAUUUCUCAAGGCAGAGGGCGAACCUUAUUCCAACGCCGAUUAUGACUCCAGCCGGACAGUAUCGGUUGUACCAGUUCAGAACUCAUAUGGAGCGAAAUCAUAUCGAAGACAGGCACUGGAAGGUGCACUCUCAGAUAGCUUCACUCAAGAAGUCUCUACUAGCUCCUCAGAUGGUCGUGUUCAACUUUCAGUUGAGACGGAGACUAAGCCGGGUAUUUCCAAGUCGUCUAAGCGAGACAAGGAUCGCAAGGUCAAUAUGAAGCUCCAAGAGCUAUGCAGGGGUCAAAGAGGUUUCCUUACGAAGAAGAGAGGUCUGAGAAAAAGGAAGAAUUGUGUUGUGCAAAUUAAAGAAGGGAGUGUAGGAGAAAGCGAAUUCAUGGGCCCGGCUGAUGUUUUGACGGAUUCUCAGAGUCGUAAAGGUCGGAGGAAGCAGACUGUCAAUGAUCUGAUGAGGAUCUUCGACUCUGUCGUGGAGCACAAGAGCGCCAGCAUAUUCUAUCGUCGACUUAAUUGCCAGAAGAGAGGAAGAUACAAGAGAUUGAUCCGCCAACACAUGGAUUUUCACACCAUAAGAUCAAGAAUAUCGAGCCUCGCCGUAACAUCUUCCACAGAAGUGUUCCGAGAUCUUUUGCUCCUCGUAAACAACUCGUUGGUCUUCUAUUCCAGAAGGACAAGGGAGCACAAGUCCGCAUUGCUCCUGAGAGACAUUGUCACCCAAAAACUGAGGCAACACUAUAAAGGGUCCGACUUCGUCCACGCUGACGCUCCGGUCAGGCCUCGAAGCGCCAUUCGUCGCAUGGCGCCCACGUUGCCCCCCAGGGCUUCGAAUGCCAAUAGCAUGGUUUGGACAGCAUCAUUGGGAAGCAAGAGCGCAGGCAACUCCGACUCCUCCCCGUCGGCGGAAUCUUCGGCUAUUGGCAAGAGAAGUUCGAUCUCGAAUUGGCGGCGGAAACGUAGAAUUACAAAUGAUGGCCCAAGAUCUGUGAGGUCUACUAGGGGAAGAAAGAGAGUUAGGACAAGGUGAACAAGUGCAUGGUUUUUUUCUUCAGAAGGAUGGACCUGGAUGCAAAUACUUUGUAGGUUUAGGGUCUUUUUGUAGUACAGGCAUCCAGUCUCUUCUGUCUCCUGUUAUUUUUGUGGGUUCCUAAUCCUAUAGGGACUAUAGGCUUUGUUGUUACUGUUGUUGUACAUUCACACAAGUCUUACUUGUAAAAGCAGAACUCCAUUGUUUCGUAUUUAAACAUAGUGUUUUUUUUU
Molecule: messenger RNA, 1798 nt
Organism: Syzygium oleosum
Lineage: Eukaryota; Viridiplantae; Streptophyta; Magnoliopsida; Myrtales; Myrtaceae
Exons: 5
Coding region: 255-1565 (436 amino acids)
Molecular function (GO): protein binding
Source: RefSeq, a predicted model, not a curated record